Molecule: messenger RNA, 15396 nt
Organism: Coregonus sp. 'balchen'
Lineage: Eukaryota; Metazoa; Chordata; Actinopteri; Salmoniformes; Salmonidae
Source: the annotation of a GenBank genome assembly
GGGGUAGGGAGAAAAGCAGAGAUGAAAACGUGUGUUUUGUACUGCGCCUUCAGAUGUAAUAGGAAGUUCCAGAAACAGCGGGCAGCAUAUGCAAAAUAACAGUUUAUUUUCUUAUUGACAACUCUCGUGAAGUGAAAUAAUGUCCGUCAUAGCAGAGGAAAAUGUCCGUGGCGGUAGUGUUUUCAAAGAGAUCAGUGCUGAUGACGAAGACAAUCAACCCACCGAAAUCGAGAGUCUGUGCAUGAAUUGUUACCAAAAUGUAAGUAGCUAGCUAGGUAACGCUAACUAGCUAGCUAACACACAGACCAGUUAAUUUAACGUAUGGAAUUGUCUAUCGCUGUAUGAUUGACUGUCAUCCAACAUGUAUUCUCUCAAUCUUUGUAGGGAAUGACACGUAUUCUUCUUACGAAGAUUCCUUUCUUCAAAGAAAUUAUCAUCAGUUCUUUCACCUGCCCCAACUGCAGUUGGUCGAACACUGAAAUCCAGUCAGCUGGUCGCAUACAGGAUCAAGGCAUCACCUACACACUCAAUGUCAAGUCAAAACAGGUAGCCUAUCUAACUUUAUUUUUAUUUUUUAUUAUUCAUAAAAAAUAUAAAAAAUACAGUAACAUGUAAAACACAACCGAACAGCCAGAGGGAUUACACAAAGAAAUAAGGAAGAGAGAAAAAUAAAUAAUAAUAAUACAAAUCCACAUUAUAUCAAAUCUAAUAGACAUGUAACGAAUACAUUUUUUUGACAUUUUGUUUUGUAUAUGUUUUAAUGAUGCUAAAUAGUUGAGCAAAUCUGCUUUUUUUUUUUUUUAAGGGCCUUUUUCUUCAUACGUUUUUAUUUGUGUAUGAAACAUUUUCCUAAUAAAAUAAGAAGAUUUAUGACAUACUGACGUUCAAUUGUGGAAUCAGUGUAGUAAAAUAAUAUUUUUAACUUAGAUAUUUCAAUGGCUAGGGAGGGCAAAUGAAUGGGCUGCUGCACAGUCACUAUGGGAAGUAGCUACCAGAUUGUAAUGGGUUAAUGUGAUGCUCCAUUAUCCGUUACAGGAUGGGUACUGUUUGGCGUAGCACAGAGUUUUCAGCCAACCUAAACUUGGCGAUACUAUCUUCCAGUUGCAGGUGAUUCAUUUGAAUUUAUCAAAUGCUCCGGUAUUAAAAUAAAUACAUAUUUUGCUCCAUUAAUUAAUCCAACAAUAUGAUCGAGACAGGUGAGCGUCAUCAUGACAUUAGGCACUUUGGGGUGGACCCUCCUGUCUCAAUCAAUGAAAGAAUAUUUGAAAUAGACAAGAUGGUGGUGUACACAUUGUUGGAUUACUUCAUUUAGCUUACAUUUAUUUUAACUGAGCAUUUGAUAAAUUAAAACAAGCCACCUGCAACUGGACACGGACAUUUUAAAAGAUAGAUGUUUGGCCAAAUAGAGAACGAAGAUAGUAUUGCCAAAAUAAGGUUGGUCGAAAAUUCUGUGCUACGCCAAACAGUACCUAUCCUGUAACAGCUAAUGGAGCAUUACAUUAGCCCGUUACAAUCUGCUAGUUAUAUGGGAACUCUUUCUAGAACACCCAGUCAAAUUUAGCAUAAGAUCAUUUUUAAACUCUCUAAAUGGUUAAACUAGUGAGAAAUAUACAGUGCCUUCAGAAAGUAUUCAUACCCCUUGACUUAUUCCACAUUUUGUUGUACAACAUGGAUUCAAUAUAUUUUUUUCUCAGCCAUCUACACACAAUACCCCACAAUGACACAUUUUUGCAAAUGUACUGAAAAUGAAAUACAUAAAUAUCUCAUUUACAUAAGUAUACACACUCCUGAGUCAAUAUCACCUUUGGCAGUGAUUACAGCUCAGUCUUUCUGGGUAAGGAUCUAAGAGCUUUCCACACCUGGAUUGUGCAACAUUUGCCCAUUUCUUCUUUUCAAAAUUCUUCAAGCUCUAUCAAAUUGGUUGUUGAUCAUUGCUAGACAACCAUUUUCAAGUAUUGCCAUAGAUUUUCAAGCAGAUUUAAGUCUAAACUUUAACUUGGCCACUCAGGAACAAUCAAUGUCGUCUUGGUAAGCGACUCCAGUGUAGAUUUGGCCUUGUUGUAGGUUAUUGUCCUGCUGAAAGGUGAAUUCAUCUCCUAGAGUCUGGUGGAAAGCAAACGGAACCAGGUUUUCCUCUAGGAUUAUGCCUGUGCUUAGCUCCAUUCUGUUUCUUUCUUUUUAUCCUGAAAAACUCACCAGUCCUUAACAAUUACAAGCGUGCCCAAAACAUGAUGCAGCCACCACUAUGCUUGAAAAUAUGGAAAGUCGUACUCAGUAAUGUGUUAUAUUGGAUUUGCCCCAAACAUAACACUUUGUAUUCAGGUCAAAAAGUUAAUUGCUUUGCCACAUUUCUUGCAGUAUUACUUUAGUGCUGUGUUGCAAACGGGAUGCAUGUUUUGGAAUAUUUUGUAUUCUGUACCAGCUUCCUUAUUUUCACUUGUCAACAGGAAACAGCGACAGCAUCAUUUUCAAGUUGUUUUAAGAAUAAAAAUGGAACUUUCAACAGUCAUUUCCAAUAGUAUUCUAAUUAAUCAACUAAAAGCUGCAGAAUGAAUCCAGAAAUGUGCUGUGAUAUAUUUAUUUUGACAAUAUACCAAAACUCGUGAAAACAAGUUUGUCCUGUCUAAUCUAACUAGGAUGCAGCUUCUUUCCCAGUUAUAUGCUGAACCACUGACCAGUGGUAGGCUUUGAGAUGUAGUGAGCUGGCUUCCCUAAUAAAUCAGCCUGUGAUACCGAUUCUUAGUAUACAGUCUGAAACAAAGCAUUGCAAAAACUUGGAAAGUUUCCUUACAAGCCAGAAUGUUUAAUAACAUUACAUUUUAACUUACUCUACCGGUUGUCAGUGAGGUUGGUCCUUCAGUGGGUAGAAAUUUGAGACAAAAUAUUCACAGGAAAGUAUUAUUACCCAACUUUUUAGAGCGCUGGUACUGCCGUUUACAUUUCUAUCACCUGGCACUUGUGCAAAACCAUAAACACCUGCAAGACUUCUGUUAGUUUGCAUGCAUCGUGUGCAUGUACGUCUUGUGCACAUGGCUUUUGUCACGAGAAAAUACAUCUUUAUUGCCACACAGUUUAAUAAUACCUUCCUAUGGAUAUUUUGGCUCAAAUUUCAACCUACUGAAGGACCAAUCCCACGAACAAUCGGCAGAGUAAGUUCAAAUAUAAUUGUAUUUUUUAUUUUUUUAUUUCACCUUUAUUUAACCAGGUAAGCCAGUUGAGAACAAGUUCUCAUUUACUACUGCGACCUGGCCAAGAUAAAGCAAAGCAGUGCGAUAAAACAACAACACAGAGUUACAUAUGGAAUAAACAAAAACAUACAGUCAAUAACACAAUAGAAAAUAGAAAAUCUAUAUACAGUGUGUGCAAAUGUAGUAAGUUAUGGAGGUAAGACAAUAAAUAGGCCAUAGUGCAAAAUAAUUACAAUUUAGUAUUAACACUGGAGUGAUAAUGUGCAGAAGAUGAUGUACAAAUAGAGAUACUGGGGGUGCAAAUGAGGAAAAUAAAUAACAAUGUAAAUAACAAUAUGGGGAUGAGGUAGUUGGGUGGGCUAAUUACAGAUGGGCUGUGUACAGGUACAGUGAUCGGUAAGCUGCUCUGACAACUGAUGCUUAAAGAUAGUGAGGGAGAUAAGUGUCUCCAGCUUCAGAGAUAUUUGUAGUUCGUUCCAGUCAUUUGCAGCAGAGAACUGGAAGGAAUGGCGGCCAAAGGAGGUGUUGGCUUUGGGGAUGACCAGUGAGAGAUACCUGCUGGAGUGCAUACUAUGGGUGGGUGUUGCUAUGGUGACCAGUAAGCUAAGAAAGGCGGGGAUUUACCUAGAAGGGAUUUAUAGAUGACCUGGAGCCAGUGGGUUUGGCGACGAAUAUGUAGUGAGGGCCAGCCAACGAGAGCGUACAGGUCACAAUGGUGGGUAGUAUAUGGGGCUUUAGUGACAAAACGAAUGGAUAGACUACAUCCAAUUUGCUGAGUAGAGUGUUGGAAGCUAUUUUGUAAAUGACAUCGCCGAAGUCAAGGAUCGGUAGGAUAUCAGUUUUAUGAGGGCAUGUUUAGCAGCAUGAGUGAAGGAGGCUUUGUUGCGAAAAAGGAAUCUGAUUCUAGAUUUAACUUUGGAUUGGAGAUGCUUAAUUUGAGUCUGGAAGGAGAGUUUACAGUCUAACCAGACACCUAGGUAUUUGUAGUUGUCCACAUAUUCUAAGUCAGACCCGCCGAGAGUAGUGAUUCUAGUCGGGUGGGCGGCUGCAAGCGGCGUUCGAUUGAAGAGCAUGCAUUUAGUUUUAUUAGCGUUUAAGAGCAGUUGGAGGCCACAGAAGGAGUGUUGUAUGGUAUUGAAGCUCGUUUGUUAACACAGUAUUAAACAUUCGUGACCAACAAGGGACGUUUAGGUUUUUUUCUAUGUAAGUGUGCGUGGCUAGCAACAAUUGGGAAUACUAGCUAGCCUGUGUCUGUCUGUACUAGCUAUCAUGCCACUCAUUGUCAUGCCAAACAGCAAUGGAGUUGGCAUUGGCAAGAGCACAAACAGUUCUGGGACUAGGCUAGCUCAAGAUGAGCUCUUAAGGAGUGUGGGCUAGCCUACUGCUUUUCCAUCCAAGAUGAUACAUUUUUAUUUGUCACAUGCGCCAAAUACAACAGGUGUAGGUAGCCCUUAUAGUGAAAUGCUUACUUACAAGCUCUUUCCCAACGUUGUAGUCCCUACACCCAAACGAGGGCAUUGCGUUCAUCCACCUCUGGCCUGCUGGCUCCCCUACCUCUGCUGAAGCACAGUUCUCGCUCAGCCCAGUCAAAACUGUUCGCUGCUCUGGCACCCCAAUGGUGGAACAAGCUCCCUCACGACGCCAGGACAGCGGAGUCACUCACCACCUUCCGGAGACAUUUGAAACCCCACCUCUUUAAGGAACACCUGGGAUAGGAUAAAGUAAUCCUUCUAACCCCCCCCCCUCCUUACCCCACACCACCACCACCCCCCCAAAAAAAAGAACAAAAAAAAGAUAAGAGUGUCUGCUAAAUGACGUAAAUGUAAUGUAAAAAAUAAUACGAAAAAAAAACACAUGAGAAAUAAACCAUUAUGUUCAGAGGUAAACUGGCUUUGGCAGCCAAAACAGCCUGAUACUCAAUCUAAACUUGAAUCGAAUUGUGAUACAUUUCUAGAAACACGUCUAUGAAUACUUUUAAUAUCACAUCAAAAUAAUUGUACAAAUGCAAAAUAUACACUUACUGUACACUUAAAUACAGUUGCAGCCGAUAGUAUUUUUUUUAGUACCAACACUUUUCUGGCGUCCUUCUUCCUUUACACACAGGUGUUCAGAGAUGCUAGAUAGCUAGAAAAGGUGUGGUGAAUUUCCACAAAGGAUUAAGGCCUACCCCAGUGUUUUACCAAAAAGGCUCAGACUUUUGUGUUUUCACCUCCACGGCCCUGCUCCAGUGUCUCACUGGGCCAUGGCCUCUGGAACUGCUCUGACUUGGGGCCAAGGCGAGGCCACUGGUACUUUUUUGCUGGAAUUUACAUAACAAUGGCUAACUCUGAACCUGGGUUAACCCCUUCCACUGUUAACACUUCACAAAGCAGCUGUGGUGAUAAUGCAGAGGUUGUUGAUUCUGUCAAUUCUUGUCAAACACUGAUGGAAACACAGUUCCCAAAAAAUAACACUAGAGCCAACAUGAACAUAAUCACUGGCGACACUGGUGCUGUAAUGGAAAAACCGUGCAACAAGAUGGCCAUGUGGGAUUCUCGUAAAAAAUGUGUAUAUGACCUUAUUUUUUUAACCUUUUUUUUUUUUUUAAGAAGAAGAAAAAGAAAAAAAUGAUGAUAUGAAAGUAACGUUCUAAAGGUUUCCUAUCUAAAACCGUAAACAAUUCUCACUUGCGAAACGUUUAGACAGUGUCGGGACUGUUGUACAUAUUGGCCAUGCCGUCGUCAAUGCUUUGCAUGAGAACCCAACAGGGCCCACCUAGGACCAGGCUAUAUAGAUCCAUGUUGUUUUCUGCUUACUUAUAUUAUUUGAUUAUAUAUUGUAUUAUUAUUAUAUUUAGUCUGUUUUGUUAUCUUGUUUUGUAGGAUAUGAAUCGAGAAGUUGUCAAAGCGGACAGUGCAACUACCAGAAUUCCUGAACUGGAUUUUGAAAUCCCCCCAUACACACAGAAGGGCUGUAAGUACUCCGUCAACUUUUGCUGAUUUGGAAAACAAUGUUCACUUUUCAUGCAUACGUACUACUGUCAUGUUGCCACUGAUUCCAGAAAUUAGGGUCACCCAUUGUCGGCCUGAGAAUUGCUAGCUUGGUCCCAGAUCUAGAGAAUUCCCUUUUGUCUGUUCAUCCAAUAAUACUGUCUUUUACUGCUGAGAUUCCUCUUAGCUUUUUUACUGGAAUCAUUUUUAUCCUUUAUUUAUAGAGUAGGAAUGUAACGAUUCACCAAUACGCAUCGGUCCCCUGUUCAAAUGUUUAAGAUAUGAGUGCAUCAGUCUGUGGGACCCCAAACCGAUCCAAAUGUAGCAUGCAUCGGUCAGUAAGUCGGUUCAAAUGCUGAUUCACUAAAACAAUUUGCUCAGAUUACUUUCUUUCUACCUCCCAAAAUAACUAAUAUUUUGUGACAACUGCAUCCUCUCCUUCAGUGUCGAACUAAGCAUGUAAUUAUGUUGACACUCAUUGAUCUACAAGUCAUUUUGCAAACCUAACAACCCCAGGCAAUAUCAGCAGCCUAGUCAAACUGUGCGCUGUGCACAGCUUUGUGCAGUGACCAAAGAGAGGUAGGCCUAUUCCUGAUCUGGCACGUCUGCGCGUCACCUUCACCAUUCAAAUAUUUACAAAAAUGUCUUGUGCAAUAUUAGGCUUUAUUAGUUGAGUGACAACCAAUGUAAUUUUCUAUGUAAUUUCUUAUCAAAUGCACUGUUGAAAAUUGUGUUUUACUGGAAUAAAAGUAGCCUAAGCUACCACCGGGGAGACAACUCUCAUCUGGCUAUAGGUAGGCUACAUGCUGAUCGGGGCUUACAUUGGAUUUUAUUUCGAUUGUUUAGGUUCACCAUCAGCAAUAGUUUUGGUAGUUUUGCUUGAAACAAUCAGUAUAUAUGGUCAUUUUUAGAUAUACAGGGUAAAGUUGAUCAUUUCAUAACGAGGACAGCAAUCACUUUUGCUACCCGCACUCAAUGUUGUCUGCUGAGCGCACACUUGAAUGUUGUGAAAAUUCAGUGCAACUUCUGGCACUGAGGCUGUACCCGUUUUUAAAUUACAGUCAAAACAGUGGCCAAGAAGGCUAUUUGAUCAUAAUGUAGGCCUACCAGAGUGGCCUACCAUCAAAAACAAUGGAGAAAAUGCAUCCCAUAACAUUUAAACAUGGAAAUAUCUGUUCUAUCGUUCAGCCUACAGUAGCAGCCAAUGUGUGGUGUUCAAUGUAGGCCUACAUUCCAUGAGACUUUUGAAAAAAACAUGUAGGGAUUGACAUUAACCUGUUUAUCCACUUGUCAUUCAGACAAAGUGACUGAAAAUGUAGUUAGAUGCAAGAAACCACUUUACAAAAUAAAAAUCAUUAUUAUUCCCUUACAAUUAUUACAGGAAAUCAGACAAAUUAUGCUAUGCUCUGCCUAUUGGCUACUUAGCUUAUUCAAGCCUGUCUCAAAUUAUAACACUGCCCUGUUAAGACAGAAAGAAAGAGAGACCUGAAAAUUGCUGUGGUGCGACGCUCCCCAUCCAACCUGACAGAGCUUGAGAGGAUCUGCAGAGAAGAAUGGGAGAAACUCCCCAAAUACAGGUGUGCGAAGCUUGUAGCGUCAUACCCAAGAAGACUCGAGGCUGUAAUCACUGCGAAAGGUGUUUCAAGAAAGUACUGAGUAAAGGGUCUGAAUACCUACGUAAAUGUUUUAUUUUUUUUAUACAUUUGCAAAAAUGUCUAAACCUGUUUUCGCGUUGUCAUUAUGGGGCAUUGUCUGUAGAUUGAUUGAGGGGGGAAAAAACGAUUUAAUCCAUUUUAGAAUAAGGCUGUAACAUAACAUCAUGUGGAAAAGUCAAGGGGUCUGAAUACUUUCUGAAUGUGCUGUAUACAGUACAUAAUUCAAACACACACACACAAACAGAUCCAGCUCAGAGAGGCCGAGCUCCUGAGCUCCAUCGGCAUCAGAUUUUAAUUGGAAAUUGAAUGUGUGUAUGCAACAAAUGUCGCAUCAAUUCGUUCCUCUAAUCAAACCACACUGAAUCGUUGCAAACUAAAACCUAUCGUUCCUGUAUCGUAUCGGAUAAUCCUUCUGGAAAGAGAAAGCUGCACAUCCCUAUUAUACAGGUGUUUGCCGACAGCAGCACAGUGUUGUAAACUUGACUUAAUUAAUCCAACUGUUGUAGUAAGUGAAGCUGUAUGCAUUUAGGAGAUGAAGAACAGUUUUACAGUACCCAUCAACUUUUCCUCUUGCUCCCUAGCGCUCUCUACCAUCGAAGGCCUCUUAGACCGUGCAGUUGCAGGGUUGGAGCAAGACCAGCCACUAAGAAAUGUAUAAGCUUUGUUUACUUUGAUUUUACCAAAUGCCAUAUGUACUUCACUGCUUGUUGACUAAAUCAUGUUUAUGCUUGAAGGCAACUGCACCAGAAGUUGCUGUGAAAAUCAAUGAGUUCAUUGAUAAAUUGAAGAAGUUGAAAGAAGGUGAAAGUGGAUUCACACUGGUAUGUCCAAUUGUAUCACUCCAGCCUCUCAUCUGUGUACAAGAUUGAAGUUACAUGUAAUUAAACAUUUCUGGCUAUACAAUCAAGGCACAGGUUUAAUCAGAACUACAAUGUUCUUUUUUUACUCUGGAUUUCUUUCAGAAUGAACCUCUGUUUUAAGAUACAUGAGUAUGUGUGUUGUUAUUGUAGGUCAUUGAUGAUCCAUCUGGGAACAGUUUUGUGGAGAACCCCUUUGCGCCGCAGAAGGAUGAGGCUCUCUCGGUCAGCCACUACAAGAGAACUCCCCAACAGGACGCCCAGUUAGGAAUAAAGGCGAGUAGUUUGACUUGACACAUCACUACUCCUGUAAGGGGAACAUAUCUGUUUUAGAAAGGCAGUGCCUCGGUUGCUGUCCUCAAGAUGUCUUGUGCCAAUGCGUGUGGAAUCCUCACAGGAUAGAAGAAAACAAUAGACUGCAGACGCCAUUUGUAAUUUGACCCAUGUUCACCAGUAAACUUUUAUCUAGCAUAAGAAAAAUGCGACUUAAAAAGAAAAAAUGUAUGUCCUUUUUUUGUUGUUGCUCAGGCUGAAGACGAAGAGGAAAAGCCCAGUAAUGACAUUGACAGUAUGAGAAAUGAGGUGGGAUUUCCAGACAUUUUGCAUCAAAAUAUUGAUUGAGUUUUUCCUCAAUUUACCCUGGAGUAAUAUAUCUAAUUUCUCCUUCAGGUGUUGACAUUUAAUACGAACUGUCCAGAGUGCAAUGCCCCAGCCUCGACAAACAUGAAGCUUGUCCGUAUCCUUCCCAGUCUCUGUUUGACCCCAACAGUGGUGUAGUGGAGGGUUAACGCUAGUAUUGCACGGUAUACUGAAACUUCUGUACUUUUUCGGUACUACAACAUGGAAAAACAGUUCGGAACUAGAUUUUUUAUAUAUUUUUUUUACUUUCGGUACUUCUGUCAAAUGUGUCUCAGGUCAUAUACGGAUUGAGAGGAUCGAGUGUGUCUAGUAAUUUGUUUGAAUCUUCUCAAGGGGGUAGUAGUAAGCUAGCCAGGCUACUUGACAUAGUGCAAGCCACUUUUGAGAAGCAAGCGAGAGGAGAGCGAAAAUGCCGGUGGUGCAAAGCAGUGCAGUGAAAGGGAGGUUUAGUUCCCAAACGACAUACAAAACUAUUUUACACAUUGUAACGUUAUUCUACUAGCAAUUAUAUUCAAAAUGACAUUAAUAUGAUUACAACCCAAAGGUGAUGUGAAAUGCACUCAUAACUUCCCUAUGACAGCAAUUCAUUUAGAUUAGGCCUACUUCGUGUUUGUCUGGGCUUGCUAGCAGUAGCCAGCCAGCAGCCCUGGGUGGAGCAUUGCACCUUGAGAGUUGAAAAGCGCUCUGGGAAUCAUGGUAUGCUGUGUAAAGUCCAUUGUAGAGACUUGCACUACAGAAGCGUCAGUGUUUUGUUUUUUUUAUGUAGUUUUGGAACUAAAAUAUUAAUUUAAUACAUUAAAUUAUUUAGCUGUAAUGAAUAAUUAAUCAUAGGUCUAAUAAAUGUAAUUUGACCCAAUAUUAUGGCCAUAGAUGAGCAAAUGAACCCUGAUAUGUAUCAAUUACAUUCUACAACAGUUUAGAUAUAUUGUAAAAUGAUUUUGUAUGCUCUGACUCUCAUGGUUUUGCAUAAGGAAAAUGCAAGAUAUUUUUCUGUUAUUUAAUAUGGUGUUAUUUUUGAAGGAAAUUGUAAAUAUAGAAUAGAAGAUACUUUGGUGUUCUACCAGUUAUCAACAUAUUGGUUCAAUGUUUAUUCUGUGACUAGCUAAUACGCUUUCUUUUAAUGUGGUUUUGGUGUUGUAUCGUGAUACUAAACCUGUUAGCGGUAACGAAGUCAAAAUGUGGGUAUCGUGACAACUCUAGUUCACACACUUAAAAGCCAUUUACGCACCUUUUUCAUUUUGCGCGAGCAUUCCUCUCCUUUUGCAGAAAAAUGCAUUGAAAGUAUAGGGAGCGUUACUUUAAUCACUGCAAUUGGCGAUCAGUGUUUACCCACCUACACUACUGUUCAAAAGUUUGGGGUCACUGACCUUCUAGGCAGAGUUGCAAAGAAAAAGCCAUAUCUCAGACUGGCCAAUAAAUAGAAAAGAUUAAGAUGGGCAGUCUGAGAUAUGGCUUUUUCUUUGCAACUCUGCCUAGAAGGUCAGCAUCCCGGAGUCGCCUCUUCACUGUUGACGUUGAGACUGGUGUUUUGCGGGUACUAUUUAAUGAAGCUGCCAGUUGAGGACCUGUGAGGCGUCUGUUUCUCAAACUAGACACUAAUGUAUUUGUCCUCUUGCUCAGUUGUGCAUCGGGGCCUCACACUCCUCUUUCUAUUCUGGUUAGAGCCAGUUUCCGCUGUUCUGUGAAGGGAGUAGUACACAGCGUUGUACGAGAUCUUCAGUUUCUUGGCAAUUUCUCGCAUGGAAUAGCCUUCAUUUCUCAGAACAAGAAUAGAUUGACGAGUUUCAGAAGAAAGUUAUUUGUUUCUGUCCAUUUUGAUCCUGUAAUCAAACCCACAAUUGCUGAUGCUCCAGAUGCUCAACUAGUCUCAAAAAGCCAGUUUUAUUGCUUCUUUAAUCAGCACAGCAGUUUUCAGCUGUGCUAACAUAAUUGCAAAAGGGUUUUCUAAUGAUCAAUUAGCCUUUUAAAAUGAUAAACUUGGAUUAGCAAACACAACGUGCCAUUGGAACACAGGACUGAUGGUUGCUGAUAAUGGGCCUCUGUACGCCUAUGUAGAUAUUCCAUUACAAAUCAGCCGUUUCCAGCUACAAUAGCCAUUUACAACAUUAACUAUGUCUACACUGUAUUUCCGAUCAAUUUGAUAUUUUAAUGGACAAAAAAAAAAUGCUUUUCUUUCAAAAACAAGGACAUUUCUAAGUGACCCCAAACGUUUGAACGGUAGUGUAUAUUUUUACCACUACUUCACUGGUCCCCAGUCAGUGGUGGAAAAAGUAUGCAAUUGUCAUAUUUGAGUAAACAUAUAGAUACCUUUUUAAUAGAAAGUUACUCAAGUGAAAGUCACCCAGUAAAAUACUACUUGAAUAAAAGUCUAAAAAUAUUUGGUUUUAAAUAUACUUAAGUACCAAAAUUAAAAGUAUGUCAUUUAAAAUUCCUUAUAUUAAGCAAAGCAGAUGGCACCAUUUUCUUGUUUUUAAAAUGUACGGAUAGCCAGGGGUACACUCCAACACUCAGACAUCAUUUACAAACGAUGCAUUUGUGUUUAGUGAGUCUGCCAGAUCAGAGGCAGUAGGGAUGGCCACGUGUUCUCUUGAUAAGUGCGUGAAUUGGACCAUUUUCCUGUCCUGCUAAGCACUCAACAUGUAACGAGUACUUUUGGGUGUCAGGGAAAAUGUAUGGAGUAAAAAGUACAUUAUUCUCUUUAGGAAUGUAGUGAAGGAGAAGUUUUCAAAAAUAUAAAUGGUAAAGUACAGAUACCCAAAAAAACUACUUUAGUACCUUCAAGUAUUUUUACACCACUGUCCCCAGUAGUGUCCUAUGAUAAAGGUGGUGUAUAAUGUUUCAAUUUGCAAGGUGCAGGUAUCCUCCUUUACAAUUCCUCAGAAAUCCCCCAUUUCAAAGAAGUCAUUAUCAUGGCAACAAACUGUGAUGACUGUGGACAUCGAACCAACGAAGUAAGUUUCCUCUUUUUUUAUCAUUAAUUCAUUGUCAGGCACAUUUUAUUUUCAAGGCAUAUUCAUAGAUUGCAAAUAUCCUAAUAUGAUUGCAUGACUAUCUACUCUGUGGUUAAGGUGAAAUCUGGUGGCGCCACAGAAGAGCUGGGCACGAAGAUAACCCUUCACCUCACUGACUUGUCUGACAUGUCCAGAGAUCUUCUCAAGGUAGCCCCCUCCAUUGUACUGCCUGUCUUUUAUCUGGCAUUCACUAGUUUUACUGUAGCAUUGCAUUAGCCUGGUCCCAGGGCUGUUUGUGCUUUUUCCAACUCAAUUACUGCCAUUGUCAAGCCAAACAAUACAUACACCAGGGAUCAUCAACUAGAUUCAGCCGCGGGCUAAAAAAAAAUAUUGAGCGGAUGGUCAGGGGGACGGAACAUAAUUACAAAUAAUUUGUAGACUAAAAAUGUACCGCAAGAAACCCAAACCAAUAUAUUUGACUAAAACAUAAUCAUUUGUAUACGAUCACAUAUACAGUAUCUCUCUAUUAUGCGUGGGAAUACUUUGGAACAGAUUUCCAAAAUUAAAAUCACUUGGAGCUAAUUUGCUGGUGUUUUUCCAGUCUUUUAUUUCCAACAAUAAAAAAUAAAACAACUUGGGGGGCCAAAUAAAAUCACCCUCGGGCCAAAUCAAAGGACUUGUUUCCAUUGUGGGCCUCGAAUAAAGCAUACAAAGAGGAACAUGGAACUUUUUCACAGGAGAGCAUUCCUAUUCCUGAAUCAUGAUGGAGUUGAUUCAACAAUACACAAAAAUGUAUGCAUGCAUGACUAAGUCGCUUUGGAUAAAAGCGUCUGCUAAAUGGCAUAUUAUAUUAUUAUAUAUUAUAUGUUGUGGUUGUUUGUGCAGUCGGAGACAUGUAGCAUCCUCAUACCUGAGCUGGAAUUUGAGUUGGGGAUGGCAGCUGUCGGCGGCAAAUUCACCACCUUGGAGGGACUCCUCAAAGACAUCAAAGAUCUGGUAAACCCUUUUAAUGCUUUAUUCAGUCGGUUGAGAAGGAGAGGGGGAAAUGGAUGAAGGGGAGACAUAUUAUGAAGGGUGCACACAGGGAUUGAACUCCAGUCUCCAGUGGAGAGUUGUAUAUUUUUUAACGCCGGUUGUGUUCCACUGGCUCUGCACCUGGGCUGAUGUGCUGUAAUUCCAAGGCAGCGAUGCACAACUCCAGUCCUUGAGGGAUGCUGUUUCUGCUGAUUUCAUUUUCACCUCUUUAAUUAGUGACUGAUUUAGACCUGUGAAGCCAGAUGUGGCCAAUCAUUUACAUUAAUUGAUUAGUUAAAUUCUAGGUAGAAACCAAAACCAGCAGGACUGCCGUCCUCAAGGAUUUGAGGUGUGCAUCCCUGGUCUAUGGUCUCUUUCAUUCUGCUAUUUUGAAUUCAUGUUUUUCCUCCACCACUUUGUUUUCCUCCAGAUUGUUUCCAAAAAUCCAUUCACUUGUGGAGACAGCUCCACUUCAGAUCGAACAGAGAAACUGAAGCUUUUUGGCCAGAAGAUUGACAAGGUUAGAGGCAUAAAAUUAUUGAAUAAGCCUAUCACUAAUGUUUUGUUUGGAACUAGUUUUGGUCCCACUUUACAUCUAUAACCUAAGUGUAAUUACACAUCCCAAAGUACUUACAACUGUUAGUGAUGUGUGGAAUUACACAUGUUUUUACAUUUAUUUGCAUUUGAUUUUUGGAACUUACUCAGACUAACUUAUUGUCUCACUCUAGAAUUGUUGUUUAAGAUCCAUUCGAUACAUUAUCUCCAUUUUGAGUUUAUUGCAAUUCUUUGAAACUGAACGUGACCAACUGGUAUAACAGUUGUAAAUACUAACAAUGUGUAACUACACUGUAAAUGCAUUGUAACUACCAUGUAAAUAUAGAGCUUUUCGGACAUUUAAUGUAUUGGUACCCUAGUUUUAUAGUUUAACUAGGAGGCAUUUAUUCAGCUAUUUUAUACAGUAAGUGUAUACUGGCCCUCAAUCAUCAAACAACUGUUAGUAUGACGUUUUUGUACAUUUGAGUCAUUUAGCAGACACUUCUCCAGAGCGACUUACAGGAGCAAUUAGGGUUAAGUGCCUUGCUCAAGGGCACAUCAACAGAUUUUUCACCUAGUCAGCUCGGGGAUUCGAACCAGUGAUCUUUUGGUUACUGGACCAGCGCUCUUAACCGCUAGGCUACCCGCCCUGCAGAAAUGUUAUUUAGACUUCAGAAAAGCUCAAGCAAGAAUUUCACAUUUGAUUGAUCAAACUUGAGUGAACUGCUUAUUAGGGUGCAUAUGCUGUAUCUGAGAAGAUGUUUGGCUAGGCAACAAAGUAGUAGUGUUGAAUGGAGAACAGUCUGGCACCCAUGCUGAAACUGUUGUAUUUAAAAGUUCAAUGGAGGCUGGAGUCGGACUUUAAAACGCCUCUUCUUUUGAAAAAUACUAUAGAUCAUGGCGGGAGACAUGGACGUUCACAUUGUUCUCGAUGACCCUGCAGGGAACAGCUAUCUCCAGGUAUGAGAACACUUCUCUUUCUCAGAUCUUUAAAGGGAUAGUUUGGGAUUUUGUAUCUGCGUUCAGUAUGAAGGAAUGAAGAGGUAGUUUCGCGAGCCAAUGCUAACUAGUGUUAGUGUAAAUACCAGUCAUUACGCCAACACUAGUUAGAAACAGAUAUGGUAUCCCUUUAAGGUUCAAACACGUAGUCUCCUCUCAGUGGAUUAAUUUGUCAGUUUCAUGAAUCACAUUUACAUUUCCCGCCCUUGUUCAUUAACAUACUGUCUGAAUGUAGUGAAUUGGAAUGUAUUUGUAUCAUGUUUGUCUGCAGAAUGUCUAUGCCCCUGACCCAGACCCAGAGAUGACAACUGAGAAGUACACCAGGACCUUUGAGCAGAACGAAGACCUUGGUCUGAAUGACAUGAAGACAGAGGGCUAUCAGGAGUAAGGACAUCUGCAGCAGAUGGGAUGAUCUUACAAAAACAACGCUUUCUAUGGAAAUUAAUUUGAGACAUUUGCCCUCACUGAAGUUCACAAGGAUAUGUGGUCCAGAUGUCUUGCAGUUUUGAUAUUUGAACACAAAAUGGUUGAAAAGUGAGCACUUAUUUAAAAGGAAGCAAUCAAUGUUUAUCAUUUGAUUAGAAAAGUAU